UCCCCCCUUUCCUCCUCCUCCUCUUUUUUAGAAGCAGCAAUCGGAGAUGGAUGUCUCUCUUUGCCCUACCAAGUGCACUUUCUGGAGGGUUUUUUUGCUCUGGAGCAUUUGGGGAGACUAUCUGCUUUCGGUGCUGGCUUGCCCUGCUAAUUGUCUUUGCAGCAAGACAGACAUCAAUUGCAAGAAGCCGGAUGAUGGGAACCUCUUCCCCCUCUUGGAAGGGCAGGAUUCAGGCAGCAGCAAUGGCAACACGAGCAUCAAUAUCACGGACAUCUCAAGGAACAUCACUUCCAUACACAUAGAGAACUGGAAGAACUUGCAGACACUGAACGCCGUUGACAUGGAGCUGUACACGGGACUCCAGAGGCUGACAAUCAGGAACUCAGGUCUACGAAACAUCCAGCCAAGAGCCUUUGCCAAGAACCCUCACCUGCACUAUAUAGACCUCUCUGGGAACCGGCUCACCACUCUGUCAUGGCAACUCUUCCAGACACUGCGACUCUUUGAACUGAGAUUAGAGAGGAACCUUUUUAACUGCAGCUGUGACAUCCGCUGGAUCCAGCUCUGGCAGGAGAAGAGUGAGGCAAACCUGCAGUACCAGGAUCUCUACUGCAUGACCAUGGAUGCAGCCAUCAUCACUUUGAAGGAGAUGAACAUCACCCAGUGUGACCUUCCUGAGAUCAGUGUGAGCCACGUGAACCUGACGGUGCGGGAGGGGGAGAACGCGGUCAUCACCUGCAAUGGCUCAGGAUCGCCGCUGCCGGACGUGGACUGGACAGUGGCUGAACUCCACUCCAUCAACACUCACCAGACCAACCUCAACUGGACCAAUGUUCAUGCCAUCAACUUGACCUUGGUGAACGUCACCAGUGAGGACAAUGGAUUCCUGCUUACCUGCAUUGCUGAGAAUGUGGUGGGGAUGAGCAAUGCCAGUGUGCUGCUCACUGUCUACUAUCCCCCUCGCAUCCUUACUCUGGAGGAGCCGGUGCUACACAUGGACCACUGCAUUGCAUUUGCAGUGCAUGGAAACCCAGCUCCCACCCUUCACUGGCUGCACAAUGGCCAGGUCCUCCGCGAGACAGAGAUCAUCCGCAUGGAGUUUUACCAGCAAGGGGAAGUGUCUGAGGGUUGCCUGCUCUUCAACAAACCCACUCACUACAACAAUGGCAACUACACGAUUGUGGCUACCAACCAGCUGGGCUCAGCCAACCAAACUAUCAAAGGACACUUCCUUGAAAAGCCUUUUCCAGAGAGUACGGACAGCUUUGUCUCAAUCGGUGAUUAUGAAGUGAGUCCCACCCCACCAAUCACUGUGACCCACAAACCAGAGGAGGACACUUUUGGGGUUUCCAUAGCGGUUGGCCUGGCAGCUUUCGCUUGUGUCCUCUUGGUCGUGCUCUUUAUUAUGAUCAACAAGUAUGGCCGGCGGUCCAAGUUUGGGAUGAAAGGUCCCGUGGCAGUGAUCAGCGGAGAGGAGGACUCAGCCAGUCCUCUCCACCACAUCAACCACGGCAUCACGACGCCCUCGUCCCUGGACGCUGGCCCGGACACGGUGGUGAUCGGCAUGACACGCAUCCCCGUCAUCGAGAACCCCCAGUACUUCCGGCAAGGUCACAACUGCCACAAGCCAGACACGUAUGUCCAGCAUAUUAAGAGGAGAGACAUCGUUUUGAAGAGGGAGCUGGGAGAAGGUGCCUUUGGGAAGGUGUUCUUGGCCGAGUGUUACAACCUCAGCCCCACCAACGACAAAAUGCUGGUGGCAGUGAAGGCUCUGAAAGACCCCACGCUGGCGGCCCGCAAGGAUUUCCAGCGGGAGGCAGAGCUGCUCACCAACCUGCAGCACGAGCACAUCGUCAAGUUCUACGGCGUCUGCGGGGACGGCGACCCGCUCAUCAUGGUCUUCGAGUACAUGAAGCACGGGGACCUCAACAAAUUCCUCAGGGCACACGGCCCAGAUGCUAUGAUCCUCGUGGAUGGGCAGCCUCGACAAGCCAAAGGGGAGCUAGGGCUAUCCCAGAUGCUCCACAUCGCUAGCCAGAUCGCCUCUGGAAUGGUGUACCUUGCCUCCCAGCACUUUGUCCACAGAGACCUGGCCACCAGGAACUGCUUGGUCGGAGCCAACCUGCUGGUGAAGAUUGGAGACUUUGGGAUGUCAAGAGAUGUCUACAGCACUGAUUACUACAGGGUUGGAGGACACACCAUGCUGCCUAUCCGCUGGAUGCCUCCGGAGAGCAUCAUGUACAGGAAAUUCACCACAGAGAGUGACGUCUGGAGCUUCGGGGUGAUCCUCUGGGAGAUUUUCACAUAUGGGAAACAGCCCUGGUUCCAGCUCUCAAACACAGAGGUCAUUGAGUGCAUUACCCAAGGCCGAGUUUUGGAGAGGCCCCGAGUCUGCCCCAAGGAGGUUUACGACAUCAUGUUGGGCUGCUGGCAGAGGGAACCUCAGCAACGGCUCAACAUCAAGGAGAUCUACAAGAUCCUCCAUGCUCUGGGCAAGGCCACACCAAUCUACCUGGACAUCCUUGGCUAGCAGUGGCCACUUAUUGGAAGUCCCUGCUCCUUCCUCCUGUCCUUCCUUCCCUCUCCCCCUCCCAAACCCUUUUCCCCUCAGCUCCCAAGCAAACAUCUUCAUAUAAACUCAAGUGCCUGCUACACAUACAACACUGAAAACAAAAAAAAAAACAAAACAGAAAGCAAAUCAACAAAAAUCCCACAGAACAACCUGUAAGGCAGUUUGGCUUAUAUAUAUUUAUAGAUAUCUCUCUAUAUAACUUCCACACCAAUACAGAAAGAAGCUGCUGUUACAGAAAAUUGUGAGACUAUAUGUAAAAAAAAAAAAAAAAAAAA
Messenger RNA from Pyrgilauda ruficollis (rufous-necked snowfinch), 2847 nucleotides. RefSeq names its product neurotrophic receptor tyrosine kinase 3 (gene NTRK3). Gene Ontology annotation, cellular component: signaling receptor complex; axon; plasma membrane. The transcript has 17 exons. The record is from RefSeq and is a predicted model, not a curated record. Lineage: Eukaryota; Metazoa; Chordata; Aves; Passeriformes; Passeridae. Gene Ontology annotation, molecular function: neurotrophin receptor activity; ATP binding; neurotrophin binding. Gene Ontology annotation, biological process: regulation of phosphatidylinositol 3-kinase/protein kinase B signal transduction; cell surface receptor protein tyrosine kinase signaling pathway; multicellular organism development. The coding region runs from base 47 to 2530 and encodes 827 amino acids.